CGUGCGAUCUGAGAAAAGAAUCAUGUGUUUGCGCCCAAAUUGGCAGGAGCGGUCCACGUCCGCAGGCCGGCCGCGUCCGGUGGUCUCUGAUUCGAUCUCUUCCCCAUAAACCGAUCGCGGGCCGAAACCCUAAUCCCGAUUCACUCGGGUUUUGAUACACACGAAGAAACCAAUUAGGAGGGAGGGAGAGAUGACGAAGUCGGCGACGGAUAAAAGGAGGGUUCGGAGAGUCCCACAAAAUGGGGGAAGAGAUCCUUCCGAUCCCCCAUCCAAGACAUCUUCGAGUAAAGAUGUUUUUCAGCUAUUUGCUGAGAAGGUUAGAGACAAUAAGAAGCUAGAAUCAAGAUGGGCUAUCAUGCAAGAAACAAGAGUUGAGUACUUUAGAGGGAAAGACAUUACCGUCUUUUUGAGAAAUCAUCCAGAGGUUAAGCAAAUCCUAGAUUCAGAUAAGGAUUUAGAGGUGGAGGAUAUUGUUAAUACCUUAUUAAUGAAGAACCUUUUGGUAAGAUGUGACCGUGUGGUUAAAACUAUUAGGCCUGGGAAGAAAAAGUUAUCCUCAUGGCCAGCUCAUCUGCAGAUACAUUCUGAGCAAGUAUUCUCUGAAAAUGAUGGUUUUUUUGCAUGGACUUUUAUGAAAAGGCGGACUCUAUGGCAGACAAUUCUUUCAUUCCUUUGGCCGCUGGUUGCACUUGCUGUGUGCUUGUUUCCUGUUUACCCUUACCAGUGCAAGAUUGUUGUUCUCUACUCCUGUGCUGGAGCUCUAUUAUUCUUGGUCACCCUUCUUUUAUUGAGAGGAGCAAUCUUUGGUUUUCUCUAUGUCGUAUUGGGAAAACGCAUUUGGUUUUUCCCCAAUAUCAAUGCUGAGGAAACAACAUUUAGGGAGUUGAUUCGGUUUUGGCCUAAGAAGGAUGAAGAAGAACCCCCAAAGUGGACAUCCAGGCUUACAUAUGCUGUUGCAGCUGUGCUAUUCAUAUUGUUGCUUAGGCAUCACGCUCCUGAUGAGGCUGCAAGAGCUAGAUACCAAAAGAAGGUUUACAAUAUCAUUGAUGAUGUUCUUGAGUGGUCUCCAAAAUUGGCAUUGUCUGGGAUGAUGGAGAAGCAACACCCUGUGGAUAAUGCAACAGACAUAAAUUAUACACAGGACGAGAGCCAAGCAGCCAAUGCUGAAGAAUUAACUGAUGAUAAUGUGAUGGGGAAUAUUAGUUCAUCUGGCACUGAUGAUCAUGAUGCUGGUGAAGUAGAGACCUAGAAUGAGCUGAAGAUUCAUAAGAUGUAACAGCAGACAUUUGAACCCUCGUGUCAUUUUUUUGGAUGCUGAAUCAUGUCGGUAAAUAGGACUGAGUGUGGUUUCCUCUGUGAUGAGUAUCUUGUCAUCCAGAAUAGAAUACUAAUUUGUCAUUCAAGGAUCAUUGAAGUUGCAUGUCAAGCUGAAGGUGUCUCCAAGAAAUACGUGCUGCCAAAGUGGCAUUUCAUGUAACAUGGAAUGUGAUAUGUAUGUGGAAUAGGAUUCAUGCUUUUUUGUUGAGACCAUGGGACCCGCGGCUUCAAUGGAAUUAAGGAUUUGAUGAGUA
This is a messenger RNA of Musa acuminata AAA Group (dessert banana), 1571 nucleotides long. RefSeq lists its product as uncharacterized. Gene Ontology annotation, biological process: post-translational protein targeting to membrane, translocation. NCBI's taxonomy places the organism in Eukaryota, Viridiplantae, Streptophyta, Magnoliopsida, Zingiberales, Musaceae. The record is from RefSeq and is a predicted model, not a curated record. Gene Ontology annotation, cellular component: endoplasmic reticulum membrane; endoplasmic reticulum. The transcript has 5 exons. Bases 191 to 1249 code for a protein of 352 amino acids.